Molecule: messenger RNA, 907 nt
Organism: Phanerochaete carnosa HHB-10118-sp
Lineage: Eukaryota; Fungi; Basidiomycota; Agaricomycetes; Polyporales; Phanerochaetaceae
Exons: 2
Source: RefSeq, a predicted model, not a curated record
GCAGCAGCAUGCCAUACAAAAAAGCGAAAGAAAAGAAGGUGAAGAGCCAAGCCUCACGCCUAAACUCGGGGCUUGUUUCUCUGGCGGACCUGGAAGACAUACGGAAAAUCCCAAAUCUGAGGAGGUCGUCCGCACAAUACCUGCUCCCAAAGUCUUACGUGGAGAUGUUGUCCCGACAUCCGGAGACUGUGCAGGCCUACGUUCGCCGCGGAACCAGGACAUCUGUCUCCCCCCGUACUCUGAUUGAGAACCUGGAUCGCCUUUGUAUUGAGCUCAAUGAAGGUAGGAUCUCCCCAUUUGUAUUACCUGCACCUUGUACACUAAAGCCUGCUAGACACGCCGCCUGCACUAUCCGGCCCUCAGGACCCAGACGACAUCGAGAUUUCUCCGCAAGGCGAUGGUUGCAAUACAGUGUCCGAUACCGGCACUACCGAACAGGAUCUCAUUUGUCCCGCCUCUAUGUCAGAUCUCUCUUCCGGUAGUCUAGGAUUGGACGCUCCUUCGCUUUCACGUCGUCGUCAGGCCACCAACAAACCGACGUUAGACUGCCAUUUACCGCUUCCGCCCACUCCAGCCUUUGAUAAUCCCAAAUUGCCUGUCGUCGCCGCUAACGUUUCCGAUUUCCCUCUCGUCAACAAGCGUGGUAGAGCGCCGGUGGCGAAACUUGCGAUCGACGAUGCCCUCUCUUCUAGAAAUGAUGAUAUGCCCAUUACACCUGCCGACCAAAUAGCCCACGCAAAGCACACUCCUCCCAACGCACCUCGUCAAACCGUGAAUAGAGUCCGCCACGCUUCACUGCUGACUUCUCCGUUAUCCAGCAACGUUCAAGACGAUAGCAGGGAUAUCACUUCGCCAUACCCGUUUACUCCUUUGAAUGACAAGUCAAUCCAUUCCCCAAAGGUAGCAA